GUUGCAACCGUGUUGACUUCCAUCACGAGUUGUUGAGGUGGACCCAUUUCUGCUGAUGAUGCGCGCGUGUGUUUCUGCCGAGACCCACCGCCUGCACGCUCCCUCCACGCCCCCUUUGAAAAAAAAAAAAAAAAAAAAAGGCCAGCUGGCACAAGGACGCUUCACUGCAGAGGAGCUCCAGUGUCCUGACGGAACGCCAGACUCGUCCUUUGGAGCCACGCUGCCUGGUUAGUCCGCCAUAAUCAUGGCCAAGAAUCUGAUCAAGAAUCCCAACGGUGAAGAGGAACUGGAAUUCUGGGAGCUGACAGAGAACGGCGGGAGCGAGUGGGUUGUGGAGGACAUGCCGGGAGACUGCGGCCAUGACUUCAGUGAUACGGCAGUGAUGAAAUACUUUGCAACCUCCUUCGAACUGUGCCUGAAGAGACAAGUGAUUGACUUGCUUGAAGAAGGUUUCACUUGUGAACAGCUGGAUGCCCAACCCGUCGUAUCGGUUAAAGACUGGUACUGUGGAAGGCAGGACUGUGGCUGCACCUACCAAAUAACGGCGUGUCUGCUGGAUGAGAAUCACGUGGUCCUGCAGGAGUUCAGACCUGAACCCGUGACACUGGACCCCGAGUGCGACGACUGUUCAUGGAAAGAGGUCAGCCACACCUUUUCUGAAUAUGGUGCCGGGCUCCGUUUCAUCUCCUUUGAACACGGAGGGCAAGAUACAAAGUACUGGGAGGGCUGGUUUGGAGUCAGGGUUACUGGGAGCUCCGUUACUAUUCAGGUGUAGGCAACAGGGGAGGGCAAAAUGCACAGAAUGUGCAAUGGUUUCCACGUUUGCCUUAUGCACCAGUACGCCCACAUACUCUGCCAGGCAUAUAUUGCAGGCUAGGCGGGGAAAAUUUGCGGUUUUUGAAGGGGUAGAGUGCCGGCGCGGGCUUCCAAGUAGUCGUAUAAAAUCCACAAACGGACUAUAUUCCAAGUAGAUUGAAUAAACUACAAAAUGCAUCAUCUCCAACUUGUAUGCUGGGUGAAGCUUUAUGAAGCAUUGUUGUUGUCGGCCCCUGAAGUACAAUUUAAUGAGAUCAAGUACGGAAUUCUGAUGAAAGUUGUUUUCCUCCACUGUCAGAUCAACAUUGCAAAUGUAGAAAAACAAAACAAAUUGGCAUGUUUAUUCCUGUCGUUUAUUGACGGUGCCUCAUACGGCAUUGUUUCAAAUAAUGGUCGUCGUCUCAGUCACGUUGCUAAUAUGCAGUGUUGCUCUACUCGGCCGCAAAACAAAAGCGUGGCACAUUUCUGUCAAUAUAAAACGAGCAUGAAUACCUUUUUUUAACAGCAAGGUACGUGAAUCUCAUUACACUGUAUCGGUUACGGCCACUGAGUGUUGUGUGUCGCCUCAUUUGAAAACAUUAACUCAAUUAAAACUGCAGAAAACAAA
Hippocampus comes (tiger tail seahorse) is the source of this 1423-nucleotide messenger RNA. It is a transcript of the gene fbxo2, whose product is annotated as F-box protein 2. NCBI's taxonomy places the organism in Eukaryota, Metazoa, Chordata, Actinopteri, Syngnathiformes, Syngnathidae. Gene Ontology annotation, molecular function: ubiquitin protein ligase activity. The record is from RefSeq and is a predicted model, not a curated record. Gene Ontology annotation, biological process: ERAD pathway; glycoprotein catabolic process; SCF-dependent proteasomal ubiquitin-dependent protein catabolic process. The coding region runs from base 245 to 775 and encodes 176 amino acids. Gene Ontology annotation, cellular component: cytoplasm; SCF ubiquitin ligase complex. The transcript is spliced from 6 exons.